Messenger RNA from Adineta steineri, 2574 nucleotides. The record is from the annotation of a GenBank genome assembly. NCBI's taxonomy places the organism in Eukaryota, Metazoa, Rotifera, Eurotatoria, Adinetida, Adinetidae.
AUGAAUGAUGAAUCAAAACAAAUAUCUAAUGGGAAUGAAUUAGAGUUUGUUCCAUUGAACAAUGAAGAAAAUGUUGAUAUUCUACGAACAGAAUUUGAAGAUAUUGUGUCAGUUGAUUAUAAUAUUUCAUUUGAAGGAGCUGUUAGACAAAUCGUUGAUGAAAUAAAACGAGAACGAAAAGAACUGAAUGAACGUUAUGAAGCAUUAGAAAAAACAAAUUAUGAUAUUCGAAUUGAAGCAGACAAUAAUAUGGAAUUAAUUCGAGAAUCUUGUCUUAACAGUAUAAAAGAAUUAAAUGAAGAAUUAUUAAAUAUAAAAGAAGAAUGUAAUGAAUUUGAUAGAAGAAAUAAAGAAUUACUUCUUGAAAUUGAAACAUUGAAUAAUCAAUUAAAUGAUCGAUCGAUAGUUGUUGGUCAACAUUCUCAAUCGAUUUCAAAUCUACUUGAACAACAAAAUUCAAUUGUAUCAAACGAAGAAUUUCAUGAUCAAAUGACAAGCAAUUCUGAUGAAAAUAAUCUUGCAACAACUCCAGUCAUUUUUGAAAAUAAUCCUAUUCAAAUCGAUACUAUUGAUAAACAAAUUCAAACGGAAUCAUUCUAUCAAUUAUGGUCUACUGAUGAAGCUGAAAAGUUAUCGAAUAAUUAUGAUGAUGAUGAUGAUGAUGAUCGAUUAAAUGAAUAUAUUAAUGAAAUAUCUUCUCUAUCACCAACUGAAGUUUCUAAUCAACUUAAUCAACAGUGUCAACAAAUAUUAUCGAAAGAAAAUCUUUCAUUAACUUCGUUUCCUAAUCUUGAAUCGAAUCAUUUAUCUUUACUUGCACUUCAUUCUCUUUAUACUCAACAUUUAACUGAUGAAGCUAAACAAUUAUAUAAUGAAACAGUUGUACGAGCAUUAAAACAAGAAUAUGAAUUAUUAAAUAAUGAAAAAACUGAUUUAAUUGAACAAUUAAAUUCUUUUCGAUUAAAAAAUGAUGAAUUACUUCAACAAAUUGAAUUAGAACAGAUACAUACAAAAGCUUUAAUUGAAAAAUAUGAAUUAAAUGAAAAUCAAUUAAAAAAUAAUUUAUUACAAUUAACUCAAGAAAAUCAACAAACAACAGAAAAUAAAUAUGAAGAAUUAGAAAAGGAAUAUAAUCAAUUAAAAUUAGAUUUUAAUGAACUUAUUAAUGAAAAUGAAUUAUUAAAAGAUUAUAAUGCACAAAUGUAUCAAGAAAAAUUUCAGGAAAAAGAAGAUAAUGGCUCUGUUGAAAUCAAAAAAUCACAUAAUGUUGAUAUUCAAUGUAAUUUAAAUUCUGAAGAUUCGAACUGGAAUAAUGAUUGGAAUGCAGAUACAACAAUAUCAACACAGGAUCAAGCAUCAAAUGAACAAGAAAUAAUCCGACUGAAAACAAUUAUUGACGAAAUUCAAAAUGAAAAUGAAAACUUACGAGUUUUAUCUAAUUGCAUCAAUAAUCAAUCAAUAUCUAUUAAUACUUUUACUCAAACAGAAACAGAAAAUGAAAAUAAUGAUUGGAAUGAAGAUGUAACAAUACCACAAAUAUCAACAGAGGAUCAGACAUCGAAUGAACAAGAAAUAAUUCGAUUAAAAACAAUUAUUGAAGAAGUUCAAAAUGAAAAUGAAAACUUACGAGUUUUAUCUAAUUGCAUUAAUAAUCAAUCGAUAUCUAUUAAUACUUUUACUCAAACAGAAAAUGAAGAUAAUGAUGAAAUUUCAUCUGUAAAAGAUGAUUCUUCUAAACAAACUGUUGAUAAUCAAACUCAAACAGAUGAUCAACCACAAGAUAAAUCAACACAAAUUAAUACGAAACUUAAACGUGCUCUUCAAACUAUUAAAGACAAAAUCAAUCGAAUAGUUAUUGAACAACCGGAAUUAUUUCCUGAGUCAACUGAUGAUACUAUCGUACGAUUAGAUCAUUUAAUUUCAGCUAUUGAACAACAAGCAAUACAAAUUGAUCUUUUGAAAACAAAAUCAGAUAUAUUAAUACCAACAUUAAGUGUACAAGAAAUUGAACAAAUAAUAGAAGAGAGAAAUCAACUUCAAAAUGAAAAAUUAACCAAUAAUGAGGAAAUUCAUAAUCUAAGAUCUCAAUUAGUUGAACGUGAAGAACAGUUACAAGAACUGAAUGAAAAAUAUUCUGAAAUUGUAUCAAAUGUUGAGAAACCAAAUACUGAAACUGUUGAUAAUGAGACACAAACAGAUGAACAACAAAAAGAUAAACUUGCCCAAAUUAAUAAUAAAUUGAAACGUGCAUUACAAAAUAUUAAAGAAAAAAUUCAACGAAUUGUUAAUGAAAAACCGGAAUUAUUUAUUAAUUCGAGUGAUGAUACUGUCGAACGAUUGGAUAAUUUACUUUCUGCUAUUGAAAUUUUACAAAACGAACGUGAUCAUGCUCUACAGAAAAUCGAUGAACUUCAAAAUACAAAUCGAGAUCAAAUUGAUAAGAUAUCGUCAUCGAUAACAACACAAAGUAAUUCGGGUGAUUCUCUAUCUGAAGAUUAUCAAAAACAAAUUGAUCAACUUCAAAAAAAUCUUUCACAAAAGGAUGAAGAACGAAGUUUAUUACGUGAACGUUUG